Sinocyclocheilus anshuiensis is the source of this 1481-nucleotide messenger RNA. RefSeq names its product transmembrane protein 79a (gene tmem79a). Bases 207 to 1163 code for a protein of 318 amino acids. Gene Ontology annotation, cellular component: trans-Golgi network membrane; lysosomal membrane. Gene Ontology annotation, biological process: regulated exocytosis. NCBI's taxonomy places the organism in Eukaryota, Metazoa, Chordata, Actinopteri, Cypriniformes, Cyprinidae. The record is from RefSeq and is a predicted model, not a curated record. The transcript has 5 exons.
CACCUGUGCGUGUCUGAUCACAGCCAUACUGAUCGAGUCCGACACUCCUGAUCUCUUAUAAUAGUCCAUCUAUAUUUAUUUAACCUUCUCAGUGGAGUUUCAGGACUCUGUUUGUGGAGAUGUGGGACCUUCAUAUUGAUCCUGAACUCAAAAAAGGGUCUGAUUGGCGUUUCGUCAGUCUGUAGAUUCAGAGCUAAACCACAGACAUGAUCACAGAUCAGCAGUCCAGCCCAGAAAAUCAGACUGAUUUCAACAUGCUGAAGCAUGCAGACGAGAUCAGGUGUGAAGGAGACCAGCCAGACAGAGAGCUGGAGGAACCGAGCGACCGCAUAGAGAAGCCUGAGGAUGAGGAUGAGGAUGAAGAACAGCUCCAGGACGCCUGGUGUCCAGAGAAAGCCAUGCAGGCGUUCACGCCGAACGUGACGAUCGUGCAGCCGACGGGACACGAGGACCUCCAGAAGCACAUUGAGAUGGAGAAGACUCCUCUACAUGUGCAGAACUUCCACACAAACCCUCCUGAACAUUUCCACCCGCCGUGGAUUGACGAUAUAGACAAACCCCAAGACAGUCGUGUGGAGUGUGUGCGGUUGUGUGUGUGUGUAACGGCUGCCGCGGUGAUUUUCCCGUUACUGACGUGGGCAGGAUACAAGCUCCUCCCCUUCAAAGCCCCGCCCCUCGACAGCUCCGCCCUCCAGCUGAUCUACACACUGCGCUGUGCGUUCUUCGCCAGCAUUCCCAUCGUGCUCGGUGUGCUGGUUCAGGGUGCGUCGCGUCUGAGGUUCGGGACGCUGAAGCCUCUGUUUGACGGGACGUGGGAGAACCGCGAGGUGGCCGUUCACGAUCAUUACGUGCGAGACUCGCUGCACCUGUACCUGCUCUACUUCCUGCAGCUCGCUGUCAUGGCAACGUACACCCAACAGGAAAUGCUCAAACUGGUGCCGCUCCUCACCAUCAUCUUCGUCUUCGGCAGGCUGAUCUACUGGGUGUGUGUCGUGUUCGGCAGCAGUGUACGAGCGCUUGGAUUCGCUCUCUCCUUUCUGCCUCUGCUUGUUCUGCUGGCCGCAAACCUUUAUUUCAUUGGCUCGGCGAGCGGACAGGAGGCGGUGUUUCACGUGGCCCCGCCCCCUACAGUGUCACCCCCAAAACAGAGGUGGUGGGGCUGAAAACCACGUCCGAAUAAUCAGAAUUAUCACUUAAAUAGCGAGUCUUUUACUGCCGACGUCACAUCCGUCCAGCCAGACGAUCAAAACAUAAAGACUGAAUGAAAGACUCUCGCUCGCACUGAAAGGCAGAGAUGAUGAAUGGGACGAAACUCAAUAUGCGUCAUGAGACAAAACCAGUUUAACUGCUGCAAACGCUCGUGUUUCGGUCUUUCAGCAAAUCUGACCUCAGUAGUUACUCACUAUGACUACACACACACACACACACACACACACACACGCACACACUUUCACACUCUCUCACACACUCUCACACACGCA